UAUUCGUGAGCGCUCGAAGACUCCCAAUAAUUUCGAUCCAACGGUUAUGUUGUAUUAAUACAUUUUUAUAAUCGCUUCAGCUUUUAUUAAUUUAUUGAUUUUACUGUAUACACCCAAAUAAACAAUUUCAAAUUAAAAUUUUUUUCCUUUGCGCUAUUUUAAAUCUAUACGAAUUGUGCUCUCUCUGCACUUGUUUCAUCGUUCAAGUCGCAUGACCCCAUUUAUCUCAUCUCUCCCACUCAUUCAUUCUGACCUUUGCCGCCAAUUGAUGAAUGUGUUUCAAAUCAGUUUCUGCAAAGUGCCAUCAAAAAAAAAAAAAGAAGAGGGAGGAGACAUUCUCUCUUGGAGCACGGAGCACCUGUCAGUCUUCAAAUCAGUUCAGUUUGAAACACGGCCUAUCUAUACGAAUAUGCAUCUCUGGCAACUUGUUCUGCUGGUUAUUUUGUUCUUUGGAGCAGCAUUUGGAGCUGAUUUGGAAGGAUCCGGCUCAGGAGAUGUUUCAACUGAUGCUAAGGAAGCCAUUUUAAAUGCUCAGACCCUUUUGGAUGCAGUCUCAUCAGAUGGAAGCGGCGCCGAUGUUGAAGCAUCCGGGGAAGACGUCCAGACUUUCUUCUUCUAAAAAAUCAGAUUUUAUCAAUUUUCGAUCACUGCCGUUUUAUCAUAUCCUUGGUUAUGUUACACAGUUGUUUUUUUUUAAUAUUUUACUAUAAGUAAAUGAUUUUUUUUCCGAUAACAACUUAAAUUUUCAGAGUA
Molecule: messenger RNA, 753 nt
Organism: Caenorhabditis elegans
Lineage: Eukaryota; Metazoa; Nematoda; Chromadorea; Rhabditida; Rhabditidae
Gene: cpg-9
Product: Chondroitin proteoglycan 9
Exons: 2
Coding region: 410-619 (69 amino acids)
Source: RefSeq, marked reviewed